Molecule: messenger RNA, 1578 nt
Organism: Fusarium sp. VM40
Lineage: Eukaryota; Fungi; Ascomycota; Sordariomycetes; Hypocreales; Nectriaceae
Source: the annotation of a GenBank genome assembly
AUGGCUCAACCACAACCCCCGGAGAACCUCGUCAACGAGGGCAAACUCGUGUCAUCCCAUGUGCUGGUUAAGGAGGAACAUGCAGAGUCACAGAUGUCUCAGCCAUCUAUGAAGCCAGGAAAUGACGGUCGUCAGCCAGUACCGCUGAGUUGGAAACUCGCUUCUAUCGUUCUAGUCACAGCGAUAGGCUUUGGGUCGCAAUGGAGCUCGGGCGUGACCGCAGCUAUGAAGAGCACCAUCAAAAAAGAGUUACACAUCAAUAAUACCCAAUUCUCCCUUCUGGAGGCCAGCGAGGACUUCAUGGUCACUGCUUUGAUGCUUGUCAGUGGUAUCGUCACCGACAGAAUUGGUGGAGCUGGAGCGAUGUUGUAUGGCAAUCUCCUGUACUCGGUUGGGUCCAUCUUGGUAGCCGGAGCAGCGCAGACUCGAUCGUACAAGUUCAUGAUGGCUGGCAGAGUGGUGCGAGCACUUGGAGACAUCGCAACCCAAGUUGCCCAGUACAAGGUCUUUUCGUCUUGGUUCGCACCCGGAAAUGGCUUCGCCUCGACUCUAGGCUUCGAAUUGGGGAUUGGCAAGAUUGGUGCUUUCGCUGGCAAGUCCUCAGCCAACAUCAUCGCCAAGAAACUAGGCUUUGCUUGGGUUUUCUGGAUCGCCGUGCUAAUGAACAUCUUCACAAACGUCAUGACUGGUGUCUUUUAUUACUUCACCAAGGUUGCCAAUCGUCGCUACCAUGGGAUCAAUGAUCCGGCCACUGGCGAAAAGCUCACUGAGAAGACGCGGAAGUUUGAGUACCGAAAGGUCUUGGAGCUACCGUGGACAUUCUGGGCUGUUAUGAGUUUCUCUUUAUUUGAAACGAGCGCUGCUAUCGUAUUCCUACAGAAUGCUACUGAGCUUGCUGAGCAGAGAUUCGGUACUGAUUCCAUUGCAGCUGGAUGGUACAGUUCGGUGCUACAAUACUCUGGCUUUUUUGUUGUCCCUUUGCUCGGCGUAUUUCUUGAUCUUUACGGAAGUCGCAUUUCCGUCUUGGUUUUCUGUGGAAUUGGCAUGUUCAUUUCCAUGCUUCUCGUGUGCUUUUCCGGGGCUGUCAAGGGAACCGCUGCCUCGUUUGCCGUCUUCGCCUUCGCUUAUUGCUUUGGCCCGACCACGAUCAUCGACAGUACACGCACAUCGAUGUGGGACAGCACGGUCUUCGGAUCCGCCUAUGCCAUCAAAAUCACCAUGAACAACGCGAUGAACAUCAUUGUUCGAAUUAUCACCGGAAAGAUCCAAGACGCUGACAACAACUCGUAUGACAAAGUGACAAUCGUGUACGUCAUUCUUGCUGGACUCUCUGUUCUCGUAUCCCUACUUCUCGCUGUUGUAGCGUGGAAGUCAGUUGACCUUGGGCAUCUUCAAUGGUCACGAAAGAAGCGAAUUGCGCAAGGAGCUUUACUCAAUGAAAGAAAACUCCUCUUUACGAGCGAAAACGGUAAUAAGAACAGGCGGUUGUCGUUAGCUUGCUUCGCUGCUUUGGUUAUCUUGAUUUUGGGUAGCUGGUGCGGAUACUUCUGGGGAGUCGCUACUGGAAACAACGACUAG